CCAGGCUGAGUUAGUCCAGAGGAAGGCAAGAACUGGCCCAGUAACGGGAUUUCAGCUGACAGUGUGGACAAGAUGGAAAUUGACUACAUCGCUCUGGAUAUCUUCACAUUGGUAGUACAAGGAAUCACCUCUCUCCUUGGCAUCCUGGGCAACGGGCUUGUGAUCUGGGUGGCUGGAUUCCGGAUGGCACGCACAGUCACCACUGUGUGUUACCUGAACCUGGCCUUAGCCGACUUCUUCUUCACUGCCACUCUACCAUUGUUCAUGGUUGUAUAUGUCAUGAAAGCACAAUGGCCUUUUGGUCCAUUCCUAUGCAAGUUUAUUAAUACCUUCGGGGACACAAACCUGUUUGGAAGUGUCUUCCUCAUUGCAUUCAUUGCUCUGGACCGCUGUAUUUGUGUCCGGUGUCCAGUCUGGGCCCAGAACCACCGCACUGUAAGUCUGGCUAAAAAACUAAUCAUUGUACCCUGGAUUCUUGCACUACUCCUUAACUUGCCAGUUCUCAUCUUCACUACUACACAGACUCAUGAUGACAAUAAAGUGUACUGUGUUCUAGAUGUUGAAUUCGGGGGAAACAUCACUGAAGAAGAGAAGAUACAAAAGAUAUUAACCAUGUCAAAAAUCAUAGCAAUCAACCGCUUUGUCGUUGGUUUCACAUUUCCAAUGUCCAUCAUCGCUAUUUGCUACGGGCUCAUUAUUGCCAAAAUAUGCAAAAACGUAAGGAAUAAUUCCACACGUCCCUUACGGGUCCUCACAGGUGUGAUGGUCUCCUUCUUUAUUUGCUGGUUCCCCUUUCAACUGUGUCUUCUUCUGUCGGCACUUUGGGCCAGAGAAAUACUGUUUGAAGGAAAGUACGAAAUACUUACUCACCUAAGGCACAUAACAGGUCAACUAGCCUUCUUCAACAGCUGCCUCAACCCAAUGCUCUACGUCUUCGUGGGCCAAGACUUCCGAGAGAAGCUGAUCCAGUCCCUGCCGGCCAGUCUGGAGAGGGCCCUGACUGAAGACUCUGCUCCAACCAGUGAUGCAAACACCAGCCCUGCUUCAGACUCUACAGAGGUCAAGGAGCAGGAGUUGUAAGGUGAUUCGUGGCAUUUUUGAGUCCUGCCUACACCUGCCCUGCUCCCCGUUCCAGCUUCAUCUUACCUUGGGACAUACUGAGUGUUAGGUAAAUUUUCUUUGGCCAGAAGACCCUCCAAAGAGGCUGAGGGCCCCAUCAUUACAUUCAGAGUUUGUUAAGGGAAUGUACACACAAGCCUCAGAUUGGACAGUAGCUACAUGACACGGGUAUCUUCCGUGCCACAUGGAAGCCACUCAGGAGUUUAUAGGACAGUGCAGGACGGAUGGGGGUACUGGGGAAUGACCCACCUCAGUAAGGAGACACUGCCUUACAUUUGUCCAGGCCUCUGUGAGGUCCCAGUCCAGGAACCAGCGCGUCAGGGGCACAGGGCAUGGGCCGGCAGGUCUCUGAGGGGAUUUAGGGGAAGCAGUCUUCGUUCUGGCCUGAAUCUACCUGGAUCUAGCUACACAACCUGGCUGCGGUCACAUCAGCGAGCAGUUUCUUCUUCACGCUGAACUGCUCAUCAUAAAAAAUACUAGGGUACCCCUGAUUUACGGGGAAGAAACAGACCCCACGGUACUACUGGUGUCAUUUCUGCCUUUGGCACCUCGGCCCACAUACCCUGGGAUGAGUGGAGGUUGGAAAGAGUACAAGAGAAGAAACAGUGAUGGAGAAUCCUAAAGUCUAGAUGGGAGAGUAUACUAAGGGGGAAAUGUUGGUAUUUCACCAUGAAGUAAGAUGUUUGCUGUAGAUUGUUUUAUAUGCCCAUGGAAGUUUCUUUCCUAAUUUACUACGUUUUCUUCCCUUCUUAAUCACAGAUAGCUACGGGAUUGUAUCAAAUGCACGUUCUGCUUAUAGUAAGAAGAUCAUAUUAUUUUUAUCAUUUUAUAUACAUCAUCAUGAAUUGUAUUCUUUCUGGAAUGUUAAACUACCAUUGUAUUCCUAGAAUAAAACACACUGGUU
Molecule: messenger RNA, 2023 nt
Organism: Pteronotus mesoamericanus
Lineage: Eukaryota; Metazoa; Chordata; Mammalia; Chiroptera; Mormoopidae
Product: N-formyl peptide receptor 2-like
Exons: 2
Coding region: 73-1080 (335 amino acids)
Biological process (GO): positive regulation of cytosolic calcium ion concentration; inflammatory response; phospholipase C-activating G protein-coupled receptor signaling pathway
Cellular component (GO): plasma membrane
Molecular function (GO): complement receptor activity; N-formyl peptide receptor activity
Source: RefSeq, a predicted model, not a curated record